GUUGGAAGCUGCAUUGCUGUGUUCAUGUAUCUACAUACCCAUGUGAACUUUUCCGAGCUGUCCUCGGCAGACAUUGAAUCCAGAGACAAAAUACAGCGUUUGUCACUUGGGAGAAGGACUAAAGCCUCCGCCUCCCACCCCUCGCACAAAACCCAAAUCUACCUCUCCAGAUCUACCGACCCCUUCCUCAACCUCUCUGUCGAGCACCGCCUCCUCCAAAUCACGCCCCCAGACUCCACCGUCCUCACGCUCUACGUCAACUCGCCCAGCAUCAUCUUUGGCCGCAACCAGAAUCCCUGGCUGCAGGUCAACCUGAACCGCCUCGCGCAAAUUGCCCAGCAGCCUUCCAGUGUUGGCUGGACAGACUCAUCCGUCCAAUUGGUCCGCCGCAGAUCCGGAGGAGGCGCUGUAUUUCACGAUGCGGGUAAUGUCAACUUCAGCGUCAUCUGCCCGCCUGAGCGGUUCGAUCGCGACAAGCAUGCUGAAAUGGUUGUGCGCGCGCUGAAAGCGCUCGGGAGGCCGAAUACGCGCGUUAACACGAGACAUGAUAUUGUCAUGGACGUGGCAUCGCCAAAAACAGCUACUGAUACGGAGACGUAUAAAAUCUCCGGCUCGGCUUAUAAACUCACACGCCUACGAUCACUGCAUCACGGCACAUGCCUCCUUCGCAGCCCCAACCUCACCAGUAUCUCCGGCCUAUUGCGAUCUCCAGCCCUGGGAUACAUCGAUGCUCGAGGUGUUGAUAGCGUGCGCAGCCCAGUCAGGAACAUUGAUUUAGACAACCAAGAGUUUCAAGACGCCGUGACGAGAGAAUUCGAGAGCAUGUAUGGCGACGCUGACUUUCGCGGCGAGUUUGACGAUACGGCGCUUGAAGUGGAUGAAGUGCAAAAGGGCUACCGGGAGCUGAAAUCCAAGAGCUGGAUUUGGGGCCAGACGCCAAAAUUUACGUUUUCAACGCAUCCGACGGAGGAGGAUCCUCGGCCUCGACCGGAGCUGCCAUACGAUCUGAACAUGCAUCUUUCCGCAAGACAUGGCGUUAUAGAAGACAUGAGUAUCAAGCAUAGCGACGGAGCUACCAUCAACGGACUGGACACCUCUGUGUUUCAAGGAGCCUCUGUAUGGGAAAUUACCAACUGGACAGAAUCACUAAACCGAGCUGGCCUUGGAGGCAGUGUUAGCAAGGAAGCGGGAGAGUGGCUGAAUGGCAUGUUUGGUGCUGAAUAUGCUAGCAUGUCGUUGAGAGAGAUGUAG
Molecule: messenger RNA, 1251 nt
Organism: Trichoderma atroviride IMI 206040
Lineage: Eukaryota; Fungi; Ascomycota; Sordariomycetes; Hypocreales; Hypocreaceae
Biological process (GO): protein lipoylation
Cellular component (GO): mitochondrion; cytoplasm
Molecular function (GO): lipoyltransferase activity
Source: RefSeq, a predicted model, not a curated record